GGAAAGACGUCAAAAGCUAAAAAAAACUUUUGUUUUUUGUGGUGACUUGUUUUUCCCAAAAUUUGAUAGCGAGAAAAUCGUGUAAAAACCCUGAAAACAUUGUCUAUUUCCAUUUUGUUGUGUGAAAAAUCAUUCGUGGUGGAAUCUGUGCAUCAGUUUGCGGCGUAUGUGAAUAAGUGCGGCCGGAGAAUCAUGAGUAAAAUGACAAAGAACAAAUUCGGACUGGUACUGCCUCCGGGAGCUGUUAACACUGCUCCUCCGCAAUCCCAAUCAACCCCACCAAUCCGCACCCCAUCGAGCUCAGACCCCUUCUCCCCGAAUCCUUCCAAUAUGAACCGGCAGAUGUUCGGGAAGCAGAAGACGAGCAUCGAGGCGCUGACGGAGACACUGGAGGAGCUGGAGAUGGAUGACACAGCCAGGAAGAGGAUUAAGGUAUUUCUGAGUCAGAAGGAGAAGAUUGGGGAGUUGAGUGAUGAGGAUCUGGAGAAGUUGGGGGAAUUGGGUUCGGGCAAUGGGGGUGUGGUUAUGAAGGUGCGUCAUGUUCCCACCCAAUUGAUAAUGGCACGCAAACUCAUUCAUCUGGAAGUGAAGCCAGCCAUUAAGAAGCAGAUUAUCAGGGAACUCAAAGUUCUGCAUGAGUGCAACUUCCCUCACAUUGUGGGCUUCUACGGAGCCUUCACGAAUGACGGAGAGAUCAGCAUUUGCAUGGAAUACAUGGAUGGAGGAUCGCUGGAUCUGAUCCUCAAGCGCGCUGGACGCAUUCCCGAGGCCAUUCUCGCUAAAAUCACCUUCGCCGUUCUCAAGGGACUCAGCUACCUUCGGGACAAACAUGCCAUUAUGCAUCGGGACGUGAAGCCCAGUAACAUCCUCGUGAACAGCAGCGGAGAGAUUAAAAUCUGCGAUUUCGGCGUUUCCGGGCAGCUCAUAGACUCCAUGGCCAAUUCUUUCGUGGGAACUCGCAGCUACAUGUCUCCGGAACGUCUCCAGGGCACUCACUAUUCCGUGCAGUCGGACAUUUGGUCCCUGGGAUUGUCACUGGUGGAAAUGGCCAUUGGGAUGUACCCCAUUCCGCCGCCGGACGCAAAGAUGCUGGAGUCGAUCUUCGGGGAAAAUGGCGAGGACAGCAGCUCGUCAAUUAUUGAACCCAAGCCAAUGGCCAUCUUCGAACUCCUCGAUUACAUCGUCAAUGAACCACCUCCCAAGUUGGAACACAAAAUCUUCUCCGAGGAAUUCAAAGACUUCGUGGACAAAUGCUUGAAGAAGAACCCCGAUGAGAGAGCCGAUCUCAAAACCCUAAUGAAUCAUCCGUGGAUCAAGAAUGAACGCGAAGACGUCGAUAUUGCCGGAUGGGUGUGCAAAACAAUGGACCUCCCACCCUCGACGCCGAAACGGAAUACAACACCAAACUGAAUCCUGUCGCGGUCGCCGAGCGCCCAAAGAAGAUGCCGCAACACCCAAGUCAUAAAAAUAAUAAGUGUUUUAUCGAAUUCUAUCGGUGUCCAAGAUUUAUCGUCAUCCGAGGAGCUCAGAAUGUCUUCUAAUGUAAAUACAUGAAAUUAGUGGAAAAAAACUUAAAUAUGAGAGAUUCUAAAAGUCACGGAAGAAAAAAACAAAGAUUUAUUAUUCUAGAUGUGAGAUUUUAUCAAAAAAAAAAGAACAUUCCUCAAUUUCUCUGUUUCCAAACUGAAGGAAUGACUUUUUCGUGGACUUUACGUAAUUUUAUUAGGAGAAUCAUUGUGUUUAUUUAUUUGCAUAUAAUUUUUUUUAAUGAUUGUUUUAAAGAUAUUCAACCAUAAUUAUCUCAUAUAUUAUGUGUUAAAUAUUCGUAAAAUAAAAAUAUAUAGACAGAAUACGCAAAGAACAAA
Phlebotomus papatasi is the source of this 1865-nucleotide messenger RNA. It is a transcript of the gene Dsor1, whose product is annotated as dual specificity mitogen-activated protein kinase kinase dSOR1. Bases 193 to 1410 code for a protein of 405 amino acids. The record is from RefSeq and is a predicted model, not a curated record. The transcript has 3 exons. Lineage: Eukaryota; Metazoa; Arthropoda; Insecta; Diptera; Psychodidae. Gene Ontology annotation, biological process: protein phosphorylation. Gene Ontology annotation, molecular function: protein kinase activity; ATP binding.